Messenger RNA from Psammomys obesus (fat sand rat), 2872 nucleotides. RefSeq names its product DEAD-box helicase 54 (gene Ddx54). Lineage: Eukaryota; Metazoa; Chordata; Mammalia; Rodentia; Muridae. Gene Ontology annotation, molecular function: RNA binding; ATP binding; RNA helicase activity. The record is from RefSeq and is a predicted model, not a curated record. Gene Ontology annotation, cellular component: nucleus. The coding region runs from base 35 to 2650 and encodes 871 amino acids. The transcript has 20 exons.
GUCCGAGUUUUCUCCCCCCCCCCUCCCGGCCCGCAUGGCGGCUGGUAGGUGCGUGGGGCCCGGUCCAUGGUCGCGGUCCGCCAUGGCUCCGCGGAGGAAGAUGAGCUUGAGGAAACGCCGAACUACGGCUUCCCAGGUCCACGAGAGCUACUCGGAUGAUGGGGAGUUCGAGAUCCAGGCGGAGGAUGACGCCCUGGCGCGAAAGCUGGGCCCCGGCAGAGCCUUGCCCUCCUUUCCUACCUCAGAGUAUGGAUCAGAUGUGGAGCCCGACACCCGGGAGAUGGUACGAGCCCAGAACAAGAAAAAGAAGAAGUCUGGAGGCUUCCAGUCCAUGGGCUUGAGCUACCCUGUGUUCAAAGGGAUCAUGAAAAAGGGCUACAAGGUGCCAACACCCAUCCAGAGGAAGACCAUCCCCAUAGUCUUGGAUGGCAAGGAUGUGGUGGCUAUGGCCCGGACAGGGAGUGGCAAGACGGCCUGCUUCCUCCUCCCGAUGUUUGAGCGACUGAAGGUGCAUAGCGCGCAGUCCGGGGCCCGGGCCCUCAUCCUCUCACCCACCCGGGAGCUGGCACUGCAGACCAUGAGAUUCACUAAAGAGCUGGGCAAGUUCACAAACCUCAAGACUGCCUUGAUCCUUGGUGGGGACAGAAUGGAAGACCAGUUUGCAGCCCUGCAUGAGAACCCCGACAUAAUCAUUGCCACCCCUGGUCGGUUGGUGCACGUGGCUGUGGAGAUGAACUUGAAGCUCCACAGUGUGGAGUAUGUGGUUUUUGAUGAAGCAGACAGGCUCUUUGAAAUGGGGUUUGCUGAGCAGCUACAGGAGAUCAUAGGCCGCCUUCCUGGGGACCACCAGACAGUGCUCUUCUCAGCCACAUUGCCCAAACUGCUGGUGGAAUUUGCCCGGGCAGGCCUCACAGAACCCAUACUCAUUCGUCUGGAUGUGGACACAAAGCUGAGUGAGCAUCUCAAGACCUCUUUCUUCCUCGUUCGGGAGGACUCCAAAGCUGCCGUGCUCCUCCACCUGCUGCGUAGUGUUGUGCGACCCCAGGACCAGACUGUCGUGUUUGUAGCCACAAGGUACCACGCAGAGUUCCUCACAGAGUUGCUGACAGCCCAGGGUUUGAGCUGCACCCACAUCUACAGUUCCCUGGACCAGGCAGCCCGCAAGAUCAACCUGGCGAGGUUCACACACAACAAGUGUUCCACCCUCAUCGUGACUGACCUGGCCGCCCGGGGCUUGGACAUCCCACUGCUAGAUAAUGCCAUCAACUAUAGCUUUCCCGCCAAGGGCAAGGUCUUCCUGCACCGAGUGGGCCGUGUGGCUCGAGCAGGCCGAAGGGGCACAGCUUAUUCCUUGGUGGCCCCAGAUGAGGUCCCCUACCUGCUUGACCUUUACCUGUUCUUGGGCCGCUGCAUCACCCUUGCCCAGCCUCAUGAAGUGCCCUCAGCAGGUACAGUUGGCAGCGACGGCGUGCUGGGCCAGGUGCCCCAGAGUGUGGUGGAUGAGGAGGACAGCUGCCUGCAGACCACCCUGGACGCAUCACUGGAUCUUCGGGGCCUGCACCGUGUGGUCAGCAAUGCUCAGCAGCAGUAUGUGCGCUGCCGUCCAGCGCCCUCACCUGAGUCCAUCAGGAGAGCCAAGGAGCUGGACCUGGCAGGGUUGGGCUUACACCCACUCUUCUGCUCGCGCUGUGAGGAGGGAGAACUGCAGCUCCUGAAGCUGGUGGACAGCAUCAGGAACUAUGGCAUCCGCUCGACCAUCUUUGAGAUCAACUCCUCCAGUAGGAACCCAAGCAGCCAAAUGAUGCGCGCCAAGCGGCACAAGGACCAAAAAGCUAUCACCAGCUUCCAUCAGGGGCGUCAGGAGAGGCAAGAAAGCCUAACUGAGUCAUUCGGCCUGAAGAUGCUGCCUCAGAGGGAGGAGAGAGAGGAGAACCAACUGGAAAGUGUGAAGGACAUCUUCUCAGAGGUGUACCAGAAGCAGCCAAGGCCAGGACACAACCAAGGAGCCAAAAGACGGAGGGAAGAGGCCCGACAUCGAGACCGGGAGUUCUAUGUUCCCUACCGGCCCAGGGACUUCAACAGUGAGAGGGGGCUGAGUGUUAGUGGGACUGGAGGGGCCUUUGAGCAGCAGGUGACUGGUGCAGUCCUCGACCUGAUGGGGGAUGAAGCACAGAGUAUGAGCCAAAGUCGGAAGCAGCUCAGGUGGGACCGGAAGAAGAAGCGGUUUGUGGGGCAGUCAGGCCAAGAGGACAAGAGAAAGAUCAAGACGGAGAGUGGCCGGUAUAUCAAUAGCUCCUAUAAGAGUGACCUCUACCAGAAGUGGAAGCAGAAGCAGAAAAUUGAUGACCAAGACUCUGAUGAAGAUGGGCCGUCCAGCAGGCAAAGCCCUAGGCCCCGCAGAGGUGGGAAGCGAGGCCGUAGUCAUGGUGAGUCCCAGACCCGAGCAGUCAGUGCACCCGCGCGCUCAGAACUCAAGACCAAGGAACAGAUCUUGAAGCAGCGACGUCAAGCCCAGAAGCAGCACUUUCUGCAGCGAGGGGGCCUGAAGCAGCUUUCGGCUCGCAACCGCCAACGAGUCCAAGAGCUGCGCCAGGGCGCCUUUGGCCGGGGUGCUCCCUCUAGGAAAGGCAAGAUGAGGAAGAGGAUGUAAGGAGCCAGACUCAGCCCUGGGGCUUGCUGGUAGCCCCGGUAUGGACAUCAGAGACGGGUUUCCAUGUGCUGUUGUCAGAGUCUCCUACAGGAGCCAGUAUUAAGGAGAAGUAGAGCUGUAUGACCACAGCAAGCAACAGCUGCUUUUGAUUGGGACCUUCAUUGGGUGGGGUCUUGAGGAAGCAUAGGAGUCUAAGCUAAAUAAAGGUAGGCACACCAAGUC